This is a messenger RNA of Serpula lacrymans var. lacrymans S7.9, 2279 nucleotides long. RefSeq lists its product as uncharacterized. Bases 111 to 1622 code for a protein of 503 amino acids. The record is from RefSeq and is a predicted model, not a curated record. Gene Ontology annotation, molecular function: iron ion binding; heme binding; monooxygenase activity. The transcript is spliced from 14 exons. Lineage: Eukaryota; Fungi; Basidiomycota; Agaricomycetes; Boletales; Serpulaceae.
AGGCUUGAAAUCGUUUGUUCCUAAUAAACCUCGCCAAAAUAUACUUUCCUACACCACUGAGUAGCAAACCUCCUUUUGAACUCCUGGUCUGUUAUCUCCAGAUAAAUUUAAUGUAUCUCAAGCUUUUGGACUGGUGUUUGGCUGCCCUCGCAGUCUUUCUCAUCAAGCAACUAUUCAGCCUGAAGCCUUCUAAGCCACUACCGCCAGGCCCUAGACCACUCCCCAUCGUAGGGAACAUCUUCAACGUGCCUAUUGAUAAAUCGUGGUUUGCAUUUUCAGAUUGGCAAAAGAAAUAUGGAGACCUUUUGUCCUUCCACAUCUUAGGACGCAGGUUCAUUGUCAUCAACUCUGCAGAAUUAGCGAUCGAUAUUUUGGACAAGAAGGGUGCUAUAUACUCUGACAGACCUCGACUCACCAUGGCUGGCGACCUUGCUGGAUGGAAGGAUACACUCAUUUUACUAGGAUAUGGUGAAACCUUGCGCAAAUAUAGACGAUAUUUUCAUCGCCUAAUCGGAAGUCGUGCGCUAAUGCAAAAUUUCCAUCCCGUGGAGGAGCGUCUGACAUAUCGCUUCUUACAAGAUAUUUUGAAGAAUCCCAACGAUCUGAGCACGCACAUUCGCAAGACAGCAGAUUCAAUAAUUUUAAGCAUAUCAUACGGUUAUGACGUGCAGGGUGACCAUGACCCCUGGGUUAAAAUGGCCGACAAUCUACUCUCUCAAUUCUCGGAAAUGACCGUCGCUGGUGCCUAUCUAGUUGACUUCUUACCGUUCUUGAAACAUGUCCCGGAAUGGGUUCCAGGCGCCAGCUUCCAGAAGACCGCCAAAGAGUACAAAGCAACGUUGUAUCAAGCCGUCGACGGACUUCAUCAGUUUGUGAAGGACCAGAUGGCUGCCGGCAUUGCUCCCUUCUCAUUCGUUUCUAGUUUACUUGGAGAAGCAAAUUUGUCUGGUAAUGACGAGCACGCUAUUAAGUGGUCUGCCGCUGCGAUGUAUAGCGCUGGCGCAGAAACGACUGUCUCCGCGCUAUACUCAUUCUUCCUCGCUAUGACGCUACACCCUGAAACUCAAAAGGCGGCUCAAGCCGAAAUCGAUGCUGUUAUCGGCAGUGAUAGGUUACCCACUUUGGCUGAUCGCGCUGCUCUUCCAUAUGUCGAAGCCUUGUCGAAGGAAGUCAUGCGUUGGCACACUGUGGCACCUCUAUCCAUCCCUCACGCGUCUACGAAGGACGACAUUCAUAAUGGGUAUCUCAUUCCAAAAGGGUCUUACGUCCUUGUCAACAUUUGGGGAAUACUUCACAAUAAACAAAACUACAGUGAACCUGAUCUCUUCAAACCAGAGAGGUUCUUGGGGGAUCACCCUGAGCUUGAUCCUCGGACUGUUGCCUUUGGAUAUGGCAGACGGAUCUGUCCAGGCAUGCACCUCGCAGAUGCAUCGAUCUUUAUCACGUGUGUAACGACUCUUGCAGUUUUCAACGUCACGAAAUCGGUUGAGAACGGAGUAGAGAUCGUCCCCACCCUUGAAGGCCUUGCAGGCGCCAUAUCGCACCCAGCUCCGUUCAAAUGCUCAAUCACACCUCGUUCUCCAGAGGCUGAAGCUCUAAUUCAUGAAAUACCUGCACAUUAACCUGACGUUGAUUCAAAGUUCUCCAGUGAGGUCUUCUAGUUUUGUUGUAAGACUGAUGCUAAAGUUCAUUCAUAUUCAUGUAUUCGUACGAUGCUGAUUUUGCACAAACAUUUAUUUUGUCGACAUCUUUUAUACAGCCUCGUCAGUUAUUAGGCGUAAAUUUCAUGACUCGUUAUCAUCUGCUCGAGACUGGCCGAACUCAGUUCUGGAAAGCGUGGCUCAACAGAGCACUUGAACACUGGGUGACUACCGCAUGAUAGUAAAAAAAAGGAUAGCCAGCGAAGCUGCACAACACUCACGCGGUCAACCCAGUGACCCAUUGUGGGUUCACUUUUAUAUCUUUUCCGUCUUCAUCUUUGAGGUUCUUAAACCUAAAUAUGGACAACAUGGACACCAUUCCUGCCCAGAUUGAUGCGUCGGCGACGUGACGGCCUACACAGAUGCGCCUUCCAAAGCCAAAUGCAUAACUAACACUGUCCUCUACGAAUUUGCCAUCUGGGGUGAUAAAUCUUUCCGGCUUGAAUUCCGAUGCAUUUGGGUACUUCUCUUCGUUCUGCGACAUUGCCCUAUGGCGCAAAACUACGUUAGCUUACCUGAUGAUGGUGCAUGGAGUGAAAGACGGCUUGGAUAAGAUGAAAUACUGCAUAACUUACGUGU